GCGGGGUAGGGGCUGUGUAUGCGGGAGAAGGAAGGGGUGGGAAUCUGAGGAGGAGACUAUAUUUUUAUUAUUAUUUUUAAUUUUUUUCUAAUAUUAUUUUCGCCGUACAAAGAGGACGCUCGGAAUUCACCGGCCUGUCGGCUCCCGAGAGGGACCCGGGAAUUGUGCGGCCGCUUUUCUUCACCUGCUUUUUUUUUUUUUUUGGUUGUUUGUUUGUUUGAUUGGUUUGGUUUUUUUGUUUGUUUUGACUGGGGGCUUUUUAUUUUUAUUACUCUCCUUAUCCUUCCCCGCUGAGCAGCGGCGGCAGCAGCAAUAUGGCUGGUGAUGGGCUUUUUGGGGGGCGCUGGCGGCGGGAGGAGCUCUCGGAAGCCCCUGCGCGCCCGGCUCGCUGUUAGCUAUGGCAAAUGGCAGCGGCGGCGGCUCCUACCCGGGCGGCAGCGGCAGCGGCAUUAGAAUGAGUAACAAUAUCAACGCCAACAAUCUCAACACAGACUCGUCCUCCUCCCCCGUCAAUGUGCCCAAGAUGGAUGCGCUCAUCAUCCCGGUGACCAUGGAGGUGCCCUGCGAUAGCCGCGGACAGCGCAUGUGGUGGGCUUUCCUCGCCUCAUCCAUGGUUACUUUCUUUGGGGGACUGUUUAUCAUCCUGCUGUGGAGGACCCUCAAGUACCUGUGGACUGUCUGCUGCCACUGCGGGGUCAAAAACAAGGAGGCCCAGAAGAUCAAUGGUGGUGGAGAUACACAGGCAGAUGGAGCCUGCAAACCAACAGAUGAAAAAGAGGAGAAUGUGGCAGCAGAAGUGGGAUGGAUGACGUCUGUGAAGGAUUGGGCAGGAGUCAUGAUAUCUGCCCAGACAUUAACUGGCAGAGUACUUGUUGUCUUAGUCUUCGCUCUUAGUAUUGGUGCUCUUGUAAUAUACUUCAUAGAUUCAUCAAAGAGCCGUACAGCAGACUCAUUGAUCCCAAUAGAAUCCUGCCAGAAUUUCUACAAAGAUUUCACAUUACAGAUCGACAUGGCUUUCAAUGUGUUCUUCCUACUCUACUUCGGCUUGCGUUUUAUAGCAGCCAAUGACAAGCUAUGGUUUUGGCUAGAAGUUAACUCAGUGGUAGAUUUCUUCACGGUCCCUCCAGUGUUUGUGUCAGUAUAUUUAAACAGAAGUUGGCUUGGUUUAAGAUUUUUAAGAGCCCUUAGACUGAUACAGUUUUCAGAAAUCUUGCAGUUUCUGAAUAUACUUAAAACAAGCAAUUCCAUCAAGCUAGUGAAUCUGUGCUCUAUAUUUAUCAGCACGUGGCUGACAGCAGCUGGGUUCAUACAUUUGGUGGAGAACUCAGGGGAUCCAUGGGAAAAUUUCCAAAAUAAUCAACCGCUGACAUACUGGGAAUGUGUUUAUUUGCUGAUGGUUACAAUGUCCACUGUUGGCUAUGGAGAUGUUUAUGCAAAAACAACCCUUGGUCGCCUUUUCAUGGUCUUCUUCAUCCUUGGGGGAUUGGCCAUGUUUGCCAGCUACGUCCCUGAAAUCAUAGAGUUAAUAGGAAACCGCAAGAAAUAUGGUGGUUCCUAUAGUGCGGUUAGUGGAAGAAAGCACAUAGUUGUCUGUGGUCACAUAACACUUGAAAGUGUGUCGAACUUCCUGAAGGACUUCCUGCACAAGGAUAGGGAUGAUGUCAAUGUAGAAAUCGUCUUUCUGCAUAAUAUCUCCCCUAACCUUGAGCUGGAAGCUCUUUUUAAACGACACUUCACUCAGGUGGAAUUUUAUCAGGGUUCAGUCCUUAAUCCCCAUGACCUGGCAAGAGUAAAGAUAGAGUCAGCAGAUGCGUGCCUAAUCCUUGCCAAUAAAUACUGCGCUGACCCAGAUGCUGAAGAUGCCUCCAAUAUUAUGAGAGUUAUUUCCAUAAAGAAUUAUCAUCCGAAGAUAAGAAUUAUCACUCAGAUGUUGCAGUACCACAAUAAGGCCCAUCUACUAAAUAUCCCAAGCUGGAACUGGAAAGAAGGGGAUGAUGCUAUCUGUCUUGCUGAGCUGAAGCUGGGUUUUAUAGCCCAGAGCUGCCUGGCACCAGGCCUUUCAACAAUGUUAGCCAACCUCUUCUCUAUGAGGUCAUUCAUAAAGAUUGAGGAGGAUACGUGGCAGAAAUACUACCUGGAAGGAGUUGCAAAUGAAAUGUAUACAGAAUAUUUGUCUAGUGCCUUUGUGGGUUUGUCCUUCCCUGCAGUUUGUGAACUGGUGUUUGCGAAACUGAAGCUCUUAAUGAUAGCCAUAGAAUACAAGUCGGAGAAGCGCGAAAGCAGAAGCCGAAAGCGUAUAUUAAUCAAUCCUGGAAACCACGUCAAGAUUCAAGAAGGUACCUUAGGAUUCUUCAUUGCAAGUGAUGCCAAAGAAGUAAAAAGGGCAUAUUUUUACUGCAAGGCCUGUCAUGAUGACAUCACAGAUCCCAAAAGGAUAAAAAAAUGUGGCUGCAAACGGCUAGCCACAAGGAGAGCAAAGCACAUGGAAAGCAUGCCUGAUGUGGAAGGAAUGUAUGCAUUGCCUAACAUAUUGGAAAAAAAUUGUUCAAGAACAGUUUAUCCAUGUGAGAAUGUGACCUUUGAACUGCUGCCAAAGCCAAUGAGUCUGCUGACCAAGAUGUCCAUCUACAAGAGAAUGAGACUGGCAUGUUGUUUUGAUUGCGGACGCUCUGAGCGUGACUGCUCUUGCAUGUCAGGCAGUGUACAUAGUAACAUGGACACCCUUGAGAGAGCCUUCCCACUUUCUUCUGUCUCUGUUAAUGAUUGCUCCACCAGUUUACGUGCCUUUGAAGAUGAGCAGCCGUCGACACUAUCACCCAAAAAAAAGCAGCGAAAUGGAGGCAUGCGAAAUUCACCCAACUCCUCACCCAAACUGAUGAGGCAUGACCCCUUGUUAAUUCCUGGCAACGAGCAGAUUGACAAUAUGGAUGCCAACGUGAAAAAAUACGACUCUACAGGGAUGUUUCAUUGGUGUCCAGCCAAAGACAUUGAAAAGGUCAUUUUGACUCGAAGUGAAGCAGCGAUGACAGUUUUAAGUGGGCAUGUAGUCGUUUGCAUAUUUGGGGAUGUUAAAUCUGCUUUGAUUGGAUUAAGAAAUUUAGUGAUGCCAUUACGAGCCAGCAACUUUCACUACCAUGAACUCAAGCACAUUGUGUUUGUGGGUUCACUUGAAUACCUGAGAAGGGAAUGGGAGACACUGCAUAACUUCCCCAAGGUUUCAAUCUUGCCUGGUACGCCAUUAAGUCGGGCUGAUUUAAGGGCUGUCAACAUCAACCUCUGCGACAUGUGCGUUAUCCUGUCAGCCAAUCAGAAUAAUAUUGAUGAUGCUUCGCUGCAGGACAAGGAAUGCAUCUUGGCGUCACUCAACAUCAAAUCUAUGCAGUUUGAUGACAGCAUUGGGGUCUUGCAGGCUAAUUCCCAAGGCUUUACACCUCCUGGGAUGGAUAGGACAUCUCCAGACAAUAGUCCAGUCCAUGGCCUUUUACGUCAACCCUCCAUUACAACAGGAGCCAACAUCCCUAUUAUAACAGAGCUAGCUAAGCCUGGCAAACUUCUGCCUUUGGUUUCAAUCAGUCAGGAAAAAAACAGUGGAACCCACAUUCUAAUGAUAACUGAACUGGUAAAUGAUUCAAAUGUUCAGUUCUUGGACCAAGAUGAUGAUGAUGACCCCGACACAGAACUGUAUCUCACGCAGCCUUUUGCUUGUGGAACCGCAUUUGCUGUCAGCGUGCUGGACUCUCUCAUGAGCGCGACAUACUUCAAUGACAAUAUCCUCACACUGAUACGGACAUUGGUAACAGGAGGAGCCACACCAGAGCUGGAAGCACUGAUUGCUGAGGAAAAUGCAUUGAGAGGAGGUUACAGCACGCCCCAGACACUUGCAAACAGGGACAGGUGUCGAGUUGCUCAGUUGGCUUUGUAUGAUGGGCCAUUUGCAGACCUAGGGGAUGGAGGUUGUUAUGGAGAUCUGUUUUGUAAAGCACUGAAAACAUACAAUAUGCUUUGCUUUGGAAUUUAUCGAUUAAGGGAUGCACAUCUAAGUACUCCCAGCCAAUGCACUAAACGUUACGUUAUCACAAACCCACCAUAUGAAUUUGAGCUUGUGCCGACGGACUUGAUCUUCUGUUUGAUGCAAUUUGACCACAACGCUGGCCAGUCCCGAGCCAGCCUUUCUCAUUCCUCCCAUUCCUCCUACUCUUCCAGCAAGAAGAGCUCAUCAGUUCACUCCAUCCCAUCAACAGCCAACCGACCGAACCGCACCAAGAGCAGAGAUUCCCGGGACAAACAGAAUGCAACAAGGAUGAAUAGAAUGGGCCAAGCAGAAAAGAAAUGGUUUACAGAUGAGCCGGAUAAUGCCUAUCCCAGAAACAUUCAAAUCAAGCCCAUGAGCACUCACAUGGCCAAUCAGAUCAAUCAAUAUAAAUCGACAAGCAGCUUGAUACCACCAAUACGAGAAGUUGAAGAUGAAUGUUGACUCCUUCGAAGCCAGAACUAUUUUUAUAAAGCCUGACAAACUUCAUGAAUGGUGAUGUGACAUUUAUUCCUCUUACUUGCUGAACCACUGAUGGAGAAGUUAAGAAGGGCACGCUUAAUGGGAAAAUAAAGUAGACAGAUCUUUGUUUGUCUGCCUUUGAUAUUGCUUCCACGUAUUUUGGAAACUAUUUCAUUUAUAAAUGAACAUAAUCAAAACUAGUCAUGUAUAGCCUCUAGCAUUUUAAAUUAUUUUUAUUUAUUAGAAAAAAUAUAUUUUUCUUUUUUUUUUUCAUUGUUAAGUAUUUUCCCUUAAGAAAAUGGCAUUUGUGGCCAGACUCCUAAGAAUUAAAAAAAACAGCAAACCCUCAGUCUUUGGCUUAAAGGAGAAUGAUGGUCACAGUUAUAAGGAUAUGUAAUUAAGGGAGACAAAUGAUAUAUUUACAGAAAGGAAAAAAAGGUCCAACUUGUAUUUUAGUAAAUCAAAAAAAAAAAGAAGGAAAAAACGUACACUUCACCAAAAUGUUUCCUUACCAGAAGAUGUGUAUUUUGUUCAGCAUUGACACCAGCUCUUAAUAAAUUGAACUUAUUUAUUUUCAGAGUUGAAAGUCAUAUUUUUGUACAUGUAACAUUCUUCAGAAAUAUUCUUUGUUUUAUUAACAUAUAUAGAUCAUCUUGACUGCCUGUUGUGUGAAGAACCCCCCAGGCUGUGCCCUGCCCCUUCUCACGGUGGCACCCACAGACACCCAGCACCCUCGGGAGCACGCUGUGACACAGCCUGUGACACAGGCACAGGGAAUGUCACCACCCCAGCAAGGCCGUGGUGGGCACUUGCUAGAAAUGGCAAAUUUGGCAAUUGCACUUCACUUCCCAUUAGCCAUCAGCAGCUGCUAAUUUCUGGAGGCAAGCUUGACAAUUCUUCUUCUUUUGCCACUAUUAUGGUGAUUUAAUCCAGAGUGCAUAAAAUAGUGCAUGGAAGCAUCAGUUAUACACCAUCUCAUCCACCACAUUUUGUUAGUUCCUCACUUUGAAGUGCUGAUGGCCUGUCAUUGGUCUGAGAUGGUACAAAUUCUUCCUGAUAUGUAUAGAGAUUUAGCUCCAGACCCUUGCACUUUAGUAAAACUCAUACCCUGGUAAAGGGCACAUGGAAACUCUUUUUGGUUAAUUCACACCAGGAUAAAAACUGGUUUAGCUUCAGCUCUACAAUCUCACAACGUGCUGUCCUCAGUUAAUUCCUACAAUAAGCAACAUCUUAUUUUAGCAGUUGUUUUUCUUGUUGUUUUUUUUUUCUUUUUCCUUUUAUUUAUUUUUACUUUGCUGGGACACCACACACAAAAGUACAGUAAUAACCAAAUAAAGAUAAUAAAAGUGAUGAAUGUAUUUAUUAUGAUAACAUGCAAAAGGCCUUUGAUGGGUGCCUUUUGUGUCAGCAGUUUCACAAAGUUGCCAACAAGCUUUAUAGCCAUCAGACAAAAAUGUGAUGUUUCAUAUCUGUGCUGCAGUAUCCACCCACCCAAGCAUUUAUGUUCUAAAUGAUUUAGUUACUCUCUCUAUCUCAAAUAAGCAGCAUCUGACACAAUUGUGUGGAAACAAAAAAAAAAAAAAAAAAAAAAGGAAAGGCUGUGAUAGUAGGGAAACAAAAACCAAAACCACAAAACCAGAGUCAUCAAGAAAAGCAGAUUUUCAUUGUGGAAGUUAACUUUAGGCUUUGUAAUUUUGCAGAAUUGUUAAACACCACAAUUAAACAUACAGUGGUAUUUUUAUCAUUAGAGAAAUAUCAGUGAAUCAAACAAAUACAAAGCAGAUGAUGAAUUUAUUGUGAAAACAAUGAUGUCCACUAUGUAAUCCAACAUUUAAGCCAAACUAUCUCAGCUUUAAUGUUUGUCCACUGGCUGCAGUACAAGUAUAACCAUACUAACACCUAAUAGGCUUUAUUCUGGAGUGACUUCUUGGACUGUGACUAUUUUGUUGUUACAUUUUGUAGAAUAGCUAUUUAAAGACAAUAAUGAGAAUUGUUAAUACAGUAUCUGUAAAAUUGGAUUGUUUAAAAUAUUUCACUCUCCUACAGAGUAACAAAACAAUACAAUCAGUUUUUCAUUAUUCUUUAGAUGCAUGUUUAAUGCAUUUCACAGUCCCCAAAAGAGAAGAUAAUUCCAGUGAGUUCUUCCAACAUAUGCUGCUUCAGCUAGUGACACGUUAUAAUUUACAUCCAGUCUCUGCAUUGGGUCAUGUUAAGCCUUUUCUUUGAAGUCGGUGCUCCUUUUUCCUUUAUGAACUGCAUUCAUAUUACAACCAGAGUGAAAAAUGCUGGUCCUGAGUACAGGAGAAUUGUAGAAAUUUGGGUUCAACCUCACCAAACACAUAUGAAUUUUAAUUUCUUUUUCCUGAGCAGACUGAUGUUUGCUAUAGGGGCAUAGAACAUUAUAUCUUGUACCUUAUCAUAUACAGUGCCACUGCUGAGUGUCCUUCCUUCAGAAGUGAACAUUCACUGGGUAAAACACACUAAUGACUCAAAUACAGCACCCCUACAUUGCUAAGGUUUGUGUGUGUCUCUGUCCAGUUUAAGUCACACCCAAAAUCCCAUGCUACUGUUUAUAAAUAAAGGACAAGACCUGAACACACUCAGAGAGCUGCACAUGCAAUGGCUGAUAGGACAACACCCAUGGAGAGCAAACAAGACAGAGAGAAACAGGUGGAGUUAUGGGUCUACAUUUCCCAUUUACAGAAAAGCUAAAAUCAGUGAUAGUUUCUUAUUCCUGUUUUUGAUCAUCAGAGAUGCAAGACUGAUGUCUGGAAAUUAGAUGGAGGAACAGAUGAUAGAAAAGCAGUUGGGAUCUUUGAUAUUCAGCCAUUAAAAAUUACAAUAAAUGGAUAUAUGAAGUUACAUCAAAGCUGGGAAAAGCCUGGAAAAGGGACCUAAGUGACAGCUGACAGACCACAUGAUGACUAAUACAGAAAUAAGUUCUUGGUCUUUAUCAAUAACUUUUACCCCCAUCUCAGAAGGCAAAGAUUAAAAAAAAAAAAAAAAAAAAAAAAAAAAAAGAAA
Messenger RNA from Passer domesticus (house sparrow), 7516 nucleotides. RefSeq names its product potassium calcium-activated channel subfamily M alpha 1 (gene KCNMA1). The coding region runs from base 398 to 4474 and encodes 1358 amino acids. The record is from RefSeq and is a predicted model, not a curated record. Gene Ontology annotation, cellular component: postsynaptic membrane. Gene Ontology annotation, molecular function: large conductance calcium-activated potassium channel activity. Gene Ontology annotation, biological process: potassium ion transmembrane transport. NCBI's taxonomy places the organism in Eukaryota, Metazoa, Chordata, Aves, Passeriformes, Passeridae. The transcript is spliced from 34 exons.